AUGUUCCGCUUCUCGCGCUCUGCGCUGGGCACAUUCAGGCGGACGCGUCUCGCGCCUGUCCACCCUCCGCGAAGGGACGCGUCGACAGCAGCCGGCCCGCCCGCCGCGCCCGUCUCGCCGCUGCAGAUAACGCUCCGCGAAUACCAGGAGGAAUGCAUCCAGGCGGUGCUGUCGUAUCUCGACAAGGGCCACAAGAGAUUGGGCGUCUCUUUGGCCACAGGGGCUGGAAAGACGGUCAUCUUCACGCACCUGAUCGACCGCAUCCCCGCCGUCCAUCCUGCGUCGCAGACGCUCAUCCUCGCCCACCGCCGCGAACUGGUCGAGCAGGCCGCCCGCCACUGCACCCUCGCAUACCCGCACAAACACGUCGACAUAGAGAUGGGCAGCCACCACGCGUCUGGCGCGGCCGACAUCACCGUGGCUUCCAUCCAGAGCAUCAUGUCUGGCGACCGGGUGCUCAAGUUUGAUCCCUCGAGAUACAAGCUGGUGUUGGUGGACGAGGCACACCAUAUUGUGAGCCAACAGUAUCUCGACGUCAUGGAGCAUUUUGGGUUGCGACAUGCCGCAGACUGGGACCAGGUCGCAGCCCCUGCUCUAGUGGGUGUAUCUGCCACCUUCUCGCGCUUCGACGGCCGAAAGCUCGGCGCUGUUAUUGAUCACAUUGUGUAUCAUCGCGACUACGUAGACAUGAUCGAAGAGAACUGGCUUUCCGAUGUGGUCUUCACGACAGUCGAGACCAAGGCUGACUUGACCGCGGUCGGGACUGGGACCAAUGGCGACUUCCAAACCGGUGCCUUGUCGCGAGCCAUCAAUACCGACCAGACAAAUGAGCUCGUAGUGAAGGCGUGGAUGGCUAAAGCAAAAGAGCGAAAGUCCACCAUCAUCUUCUGCGUUGAUCUUAGCCACGUCGCGAAUUUGACCGCCAAGUUUCGUCAGUACGGUAUCCGAGCACAAUUCGUCACCGGAGACACGCCCGCUAAGACCCGCAGUGCCCGGGUGGACGCUUUCAGGAAUGGAGAGUUUCCGGUGCUCCUCAACUGCGGUGUUUUCACUGAAGGGACCGAUAUACCGAACAUUGAUUGCGUCCUCUUGGCUCGGCCGACCAAGUCCCGCAAUUUGCUUGUGCAGAUGAUCGGCCGAGGGAUGCGAUUGCACAAGGGUAAAGAGAAUUGCCACAUCAUUGACAUGGUAUCAGCUCUCAACACAGGUGUUGUCUCUACGCCUACCUUGUUCGGCCUGGACCCUGCUGAGAUCGUGGAAAAGGCAGACAUUAAAGUCAUGGCGGAACUCAAAGAACGGAAGGACCAGGAAAAGCAGCGGGAGCAGGAAGCGUCCGAGCUUGAGAGUCCACUUGCCCCAAGAAAGCUGCCCGGAUCCAUCACGUUCACCGACUAUGACUCGGUGCAUGAUCUGAUCGCAGACACUUCAGGAGACCAGGUCAUCCGAAGAAUCAGCGAAUUUGCCUGGGUUGGUGUUGGCGAUGGCAAAUUCGUCCUAGGCACUAACAGCGGGAACUACCUCGUUAUAGAGCCCGCGGGCACUAGAGAGGGCGGGUUUCGAGUCAAGUACUACUGGAGACUUCCUGCUGGUGUGAAGGCUAAGAGCCCAUAUGCUACUCCCAGAGUGGUGGCAGAGGGCGAAUCAUUCGAGCAUGUUGUGCACGCCGCCGAUACUUUUGCCUCGGAAGCUUUCGAGUAUAAAUGGAUAUCGAAAAAUCAGUCAUGGCGCCGGAGCCGAGCCUCGCAAGCCCAAGUGGACUUUCUGAAUAAGUUCCGCUCGGAGGAAGAUCAGUUGAGACCAGAUGACCUGACCAAAGGCAAAGCAGGUGACAUGAUUACCAGGAUCAAACACGGAACGAAAGGGAGAUACGAUAAAGCCCACGCGAAGCAGAAAACCAAAGAUCGAAUGAGAGAAAGGACAGAAGCAAUUCGGAAACGGCUUCAUGGUCAGGUCCGGGUCGGACCACUGUCUGCAGAAAGGUUCAUGGGCUAA
Trematosphaeria pertusa is the source of this 1992-nucleotide messenger RNA. RefSeq names its product DEAD box family helicase. Bases 1 to 1992 code for a protein of 663 amino acids. The record is from RefSeq and is a predicted model, not a curated record. The transcript is spliced from 2 exons. NCBI's taxonomy places the organism in Eukaryota, Fungi, Ascomycota, Dothideomycetes, Pleosporales, Trematosphaeriaceae. Gene Ontology annotation, molecular function: ATP binding; hydrolase activity; DNA binding.